Messenger RNA from Diorhabda sublineata, 791 nucleotides. It is a transcript of the gene HemK2, whose product is annotated as methyltransferase N6AMT1. Gene Ontology annotation, cellular component: eRF1 methyltransferase complex. Gene Ontology annotation, molecular function: nucleic acid binding; protein methyltransferase activity; S-adenosylmethionine-dependent methyltransferase activity. Bases 1 to 630 code for a protein of 209 amino acids. The transcript has a single exon. Gene Ontology annotation, biological process: methylation. Lineage: Eukaryota; Metazoa; Arthropoda; Insecta; Coleoptera; Chrysomelidae. The record is from RefSeq and is a predicted model, not a curated record.
AUGAGCCUUCAUACACCAAUUUAUAAUUUAGAUCAAUUUCCUGAUGUGUACAUUCCAAGUGAGGACACAUUUUUGUUUUUAGAUGCAAUUGAAUCUGACUAUUUAUAUCUAAAAAAUUUGCAACCUAGCAUUGCAGUUGAGAUAGGCUCAGGUAGUGGAGUCAUUAUCAGUGCAUUACACCAACUAUUUCAAAAAUCUUGCUCAUAUUUUGCAACUGAUAUAAAUAAACAAUGUUGUUUAGCUUCUAAAUUAACAAGUACAUUAAAUAAUACACAUGUGGAAUGUAUCACAAUGAACCUUUUACAUAAUUUUCGGAAAAAUAUGUUUGAUGUGAUAUUAUUCAAUCCUCCCUAUGUAGUUACAGAACCAUGUGAAUUAUCUGGGAAAGGUCUGAACCGUUCCUGGGCAGGAGGGUAUAAUGGUACAGAAAUUACAAAUGAAUUACUACAAGCUUUACCUGACCUACUGUCUGAAAAAGGUGCUUGCUACAUUGUUUUGUUAAAGGAGAAUAAACCAUUAGAAAUAGUGAAAUAUAUGGAUGUUUUGGGCUUUAAAAGCCAAAUGGUUAUGCAGAGAAAAAUACCAGGAGAACAUUUAUUUGUUUAUAAAUUCUGUAGAAUAGAUUUUUAAAUUAACCUUUCAGAUGGAACAUUUUUUUUCACAGAUAUGGGAAUUUAGCUUCUUUUUCAUGCAUUUAUUUACCCCAUUUUAUUUUUUUUUAUUAGCACCUAAGGCACUUAUAGAUAUAUAGAUAAUUAAUAAAACAAUAAGAGAAUCUUUUAAUCAUAAAA